Messenger RNA from Maniola jurtina (meadow brown), 1939 nucleotides. RefSeq names its product histone acetyltransferase Tip60 (gene Tip60). Lineage: Eukaryota; Metazoa; Arthropoda; Insecta; Lepidoptera; Nymphalidae. The transcript is spliced from 14 exons. Gene Ontology annotation, molecular function: histone acetyltransferase activity. The record is from RefSeq and is a predicted model, not a curated record. Gene Ontology annotation, biological process: regulation of DNA-templated transcription. Bases 93 to 1691 code for a protein of 532 amino acids.
CGUUGUGUCAAAGUCAAUUAUUGUGCUGUCAAUUGUCAAAAUCACAAACAAAUUGGUUUGGUGGUGUUAAAUUUAAUAAUUUUAUUUACAAAAUGAAUGAUAAUGAGGAUGAAAUUACAACUUUUUGUGAUUCAGCUGCUUCAUUGGUGGAAGGAUGCAGGUUACCAGUUCGAAUGCAGGGUGGUGAUGAUUGGCCCCUUGCAGAGAUUAUAAGCAUCAAAGAGGUCCGAGGCCAACGAGGAUACUAUGUGCAUUACGUAGAUUUCAACAAACGCCUUGAUGAGUGGGUGGGAGAGUCAUGGUUGGACACAAGAAAGGUACAGUUUCCCCGGAGAGAUGGCAGUGGACUCACAGGUGGGACGACAACACCAAAGAAGACCCACAUUGGAUCUGGAGGUGGCGUCAUGCCUAAUUUUCUUAAUGAUCAUAACGUCUGCAAUGAAAGUCUGAAAUGUGUUAAUAGUAGAGAGAUUCACCAAACAACGCCUAAAAUACCUGAGAAAAUUUAUAACAAUGCACUCAAUGGUUCCACACAAAGAUUAACACCUGGCACGCCAGGCGAGCCCCGCCAGCUGGUGUCGCGGCCCGCGAGCCCUACGCUGGGCCACGACUCGUCAUCGCUGGUAAACGGCGGCGCGGUGCUGGCCGCGGCCUUGCAAAAGAAGAUGAACAGGAAACGAAAGGCUAACUCUUUGGAGAACGACAACGAAACACAAGAGUCUCUCGAUGGCGGCGAGCCGGUCGUGAGCGGCACGGCCACGCCCACGACUCGCCCACGGACAUCGGGCAGUCUGGUGGCGCACGGGCAUGAUGACCUGGUCACGCGCAUGAAGAACAUCGAGAUGAUCGAGCUGGGCAGGCACAGGAUACGGCCCUGGUACUUUGCUCCUUAUCCACAGGAAAUGGUAAAUUUAGCCUGCAUAUACAUUUGCGAGUUUUGUCUCAAAUAUAGAAAAAGUAAAAAGUGCUUGGAAAGACAUUUAAUUAAAUGUAAACUAAAACACCCACCUGGCAACGAAAUAUACCGAAAAGGCAGUAUAUCCUUCUUUGAAAUCGACGGUAGAAAGAACAAGUGCUACGCUCAGAACCUGUGCUUGCUUGCGAAACUGUUUUUGGACCACAAGACUCUAUAUUAUGAUACAGACCCUUUUUUGUUUUAUGUAAUGACUGAAUUUGAUUCGAGAGGAUUUCACAUAGUAGGAUAUUUUUCAAAGGAGAAAGAAAGUACAGAAGACUACAAUGUAGCGUGUAUACUAACUCUACCUCCUUACCAGCGGAAAGGAUAUGGAACACUACUCAUAGAAUUUAGUUAUGAAUUAUCAAAGUUCGAAGGUAAAACGGGUUCACCAGAGAAACCACUAUCGGAUCUUGGAUUGCUCUCGUACAGGAGUUACUGGGCGCAAACUAUCCUGGAAAUCCUAAUUAACAUUAAGCCUGUUGGGGACAACGAGAAACCUAUCAUUACUAUCAAUGAAAUAUGCGAGUUGACGAGUAUAAAGAAAGAGGACGUCAUAAGCACAUUACAGAAUUUGAACCUCAUCAAUUACUACAAGGGACAGUACAUAGUAUCAGUUAAUCAGGAAACAAUACAACAACACGAGAAAGCUAUGGAAAAGAAAUUGUUAAGGAUCGAUCCAAAAUGCUUGCACUGGACGCCAAAAGAUUGGUCCAAACGAGCUAAAUGUGUUUGAAGUGUAUCGGAGAUGCGAGCUAUCUAACUCGGGCUUCAACACGUAGGACAAUUUACAAGGAUGUUACAUCAAAGGGUACUUUCAAACUCCUCAGGUCCAUUAUAUUAUGUAAAUCCUUUUUUUACAACUGUUUAUUUUUCAUCUAAAUGAGCUAAAGAGUUGAUAACUUUUAUUGUGAAAAGUUGUAAAUACAAUAUGUGUAACUAUGUCCUUGUUUAAUGUGAUAUUAAAUAAAUAUUUUUAUUUCU